Messenger RNA from Salmo salar (Atlantic salmon), 2376 nucleotides. RefSeq names its product Rho GTPase activating protein 36 (gene arhgap36). The record is from RefSeq and is a predicted model, not a curated record. NCBI's taxonomy places the organism in Eukaryota, Metazoa, Chordata, Actinopteri, Salmoniformes, Salmonidae. Gene Ontology annotation, biological process: signal transduction.
CACACACACAUCCAGCGGCCGCAGCAGCGGCCGGCACAGGAAGAACUGAGCGCUAUCUUCAGAGAGAUAGAGAGAAGCAGGAGAGAGAAAGAGAGAGAGGGAGUGUGUGAGCGAGAGAGAGAGAGAGAGAGGGGGGGGGGACCACACAACAACAAGCUCAUACUGGGCUCAAGCUGUCUCUUGACUGAUGGACAACUCAACAGUUGCCGUUGAUGGAGUUGUUUUUACAGACGAGAAUGAGAGAGAGGAAACUCUUACUGUCUAAGCAUUGAGAGGAUAGAAAAGAGAGGAGCGCAAAAGAGAAGAAAGUCAAGGAGGCAUACCUUGGUCCCCUCUCUGAGGAGAAGGAAAAAAAAGAGACUUCUUCUGUUUUUAGUCUCUGAUGGAAUAUCUUCUUCAGUGAUGCAGAUGGAGCAGCCUGUGCGGCAGGACAUGCAGUUCUACUACGUGGGGGACCAUACGUGGGCUACCAUGCUGGGCCAGAGUGUGCGUCUGCAGCCGGUGCCUAUCCAGAGCCUAUCUGAACUGGAGAGAGCCAGGCUGCAAGAGGUGGCCUGCUACCAUCUCGGGGAGAGGGACCUUGACUUCAACAUCAGCAUCCCCAGAGAAAUCCGUAAGAGGAGAAAAUCGCUCAGGAGGAAGUUUGACUCCUUCUCCAAAGAAAAGAAAGAGAAAGAGCGAGAGACAGCCGCCAAGGCGUUUGGCAUCCCUCUUUCGCAGGCGAUAGCCAACGACCGGGCAUACAAGCAGCGUCAGGAUGCUCUGAAGGAGAGCCGGAGAGACUGCCUUGAUCUAGAGGCCAGCGUCCUGAGGUUCCGGGCUGAGAAACAACAGCAGAGCAACGGGAAUAAACCCCUCUGUAGCACGGCUUCAUCGCCCUUCAGUGGUGCUACAUCCUCAUCAUCAUCGGCAGCACUGGCAUUGCACAGCAAGCCACUCUCACCCAGGUUCCUGGAUAAGAAAGCUAGAGUGCAGAGACGGGGUGGCCUGUCAGUGGACUCCAUCUCAGAUCUUGUAGAGAGCCAGUCCCGCCUGCUGGAGGCGCUGCAGCUGUCCCACCCUGCAGAGCUGGAGCUGAAGAAGACUGCAGCAGGUGCCGGGGGGCGGACCCAGACCAAGUUGAGCCUCAACCCCAUCUAUAGACAGGUUCCCCGUGUGUUGGAGAGGUGCUGCUGCCACAUAGAGAGACACGGUCUACAAACUGUGGGGAUCUUUCGUGUUGGGAGCUCCAAAAAGAGAGUUCGGCAGCUGCGUGAGGACUUUGACAUAGGGACAGACGUGUGUUUGGAUGAGGAGCACAGUGUCCAUGAUGUAGCGGCAUUACUGAAGGAGUUCCUCAGAGACAUGCCUGACCCUCUACUGCCAAGAGAGCUCUACGCUGCCUUCCUACACGCCAACCUUCUGCGAGGGACAGACCAGCUCCUGUACCUCCAGCAGCUGCUCUACCUGUUACCCCCCUGUAACUGUGAUACCCUGCUCCGCCUCCUCACCCUGUUACACACCGUACAGAGCCAUGCACAGGACACCACAGGACCACAGCACCAGGAGUUCCCCGGCAACAAGAUGACAGCAACCAACCUGGCAGUGAUCUUUGGUCCCAACCUGCUGCAGGGGGAGAGGGGCGGAGGGGACAGGGAGAUGAGUCCCCAUGCCAUGGGCAUUGAGGACAGCGCUGCCAUCAUCAACGUCACCCUUCACCUUAUACAGAACUACAGGCGACUGUUCACGGUGUCAGCAGAGCUCCAGCAGGAGGUGCUGAUGAGUCUCAUCCAGACAGAUCCUGACAUCAUCGACUAUCUCCUCCGCAGGAAACUCAGUGGCAGUCACCUGACGGUGGAGACGGUAGACACAGCGGGGGGUCGGCGGGACACGGGGGCAUCUCUGGACUCUGUAGGGGCGUCUAGUGGUAGCCUGUCGCCCCUGGAGCCCCCCUCACCCCUCUUCAACCCCGACGAGCCCGGGGACAGCAGGCUGACCACAGAGGUGUUCCUCAACCUCGACGUCCUCCAACGCCACCAUAACAACAAGAAGCGUUCCAACGAGACCCCGUCCAAGUCCAUUGGUCAGAUGAGACAGUUCCACUCCCACCACAACCUACUGAGCCUGGCCCAGCCCUCCAGUAGCUCCAGAGUCCACCCAGAGGACAGCCAACACCAUGCCCAGGAACGGAGGGCUCCGCUGGGCGAAGGUCUGAGCUUCAACCUGGGGGCUGCCUCAUGCUCCAGCCUGGGAGGACAGGGGGAAAACAGCAUCUGGGUGAGGCAGACACCCCAGGAGGAGAAAGAGAAACCCUCUCCUAGUCAUACAAGUCAUUUUUGGGACUUCUUCACAGGCAAGGGCUCAGGGUCUGAGACCAUGGUAUGACAGGAUAGGGGG